Molecule: messenger RNA, 1551 nt
Organism: Hibiscus syriacus
Lineage: Eukaryota; Viridiplantae; Streptophyta; Magnoliopsida; Malvales; Malvaceae
Exons: 3
Coding region: 364-1344 (326 amino acids)
Source: RefSeq, a predicted model, not a curated record
GUCUUCACAUUUUCAAACUCUCUUUCUCUCUCUUGUUUCUGUAUUCAAUUUGCCUUUGUUGGUUUUUUGUUCUUUUUUGAACUCUAGAAUCAUAGAAUGACAAAAGUUCCUGGGUUUUGUUUUUCUGUUUGGGUUGCUAAAACGGAUUUGCUUUGUUAGAGCAGUUUUGCCUUUUGGGAAUUAAACUUACAAGGAGAAAAGAGGUUGUUUUUUUGUUUGUUGAUGUUUAUGAAGGCUCAAAAUUGAACUUUUAGCUGGCUCUGUAAGUGGGUUUGGUUGUAGAAGAUAGAAAUUUUGGGAGAAAUACUAGAGGUGGGUUUCGAUGUAUGAUUAAUUUGAUACUUUACAUAAUUACAUGUUAAGAUGUUGGAUAGAAGCUUGCAAAUGUCAUUGAAUUGCCCAUCUUAUUACCCAGGCUGCAUAAUUAGGCAGAGAAACCUUUGUAAUAAAAGGUUGAAUCCACUUCUUGCUAUGCCCCCUUCUUCAGUGAUCUUACACACUGAUGAAAGUGGGAACUUUCCUGAAUCUAGGAAAAACCCUACUUCUUUAAGCAGCUCUGGUGGGUCCUUGCUUACUGCUCCUAAUACUGUGGGAAUAAUUGGAGGCUUAUCUGCUGAUUCUACUCUAAAUUUCUUGAGAAAAUUAGUGCAUUUCAGCAAAGAGAACGAAGAGAAAUGCAUACCAUUUGUUGUUUGUUCUGAUCCGGCGUUGAAUAGGGAGCUUUCAUCGCUGGAGAAAAGUUCUUCCCUUUGCAGUAGAAAUGAACUUUCGCAAUUCAAUAAUACCCGGAUUGUCGAAAAUCUGCAGAGUAAAAGGGAUUUCCUCGAGAAAUCAGGAGCUCACUGCAUUGUAGUGCCUUGUCAUAUAUCACACUCAUGGCAUUAUGAAGUGUUUAAGGGAUGUUCUGUUCAUUCCCUUCACAUUGGCGAGUGUGUUGCCAGGGAGCUUAAGGAAGCCAAGUUGAAGCCGCUGGAAGCCGGGAGCCCUUUGCGAAUAGGAGUACUUGGCACUGAUGCAACUCUAAAAGCAGGGUUUUAUCAAGAGAAACUGCAGGAUGAGGGGUUUGAGGUUGUGCUGCCAGAUAAAGCAACCAUGGAACACACUGUAAUCCCGGCCAUGGAUGCUCUAAAUAGAAAUGACAUGGAAGGAGCACGGAAUCUACUGAGAAUUGCUCUCCAAGUUCUUCUGGUGAGGGCGGUUAACACCGUUAUCCUAGCAUCCGAUGACAUGCGCAAUCUUUUGCCUCAGAAUGAUCCACUUCUUAAGAAAUGUAUUGAUCCGAUGGAUGCGUUGGCCAGGUCGACCAUCAAGUGGGCACAGCAAGCUGUGCAGGAAGGUACAUAAAAGCAGCUCGAUUUGUAGUUUUACGCAUUCUUAUCAUUAUUCUUGGGGAUUAUGUUCUGAAAACGAUCCCGAUAUUGUUCUGCAGUAUUUGUGUCUCUUAAGAAGAGAAAGUAGAGAGAAAAUUACGAGUAAGAAGUGGUCUUUGUUCAGAUUGUUGUGGAAACUAGACAUCUUUUCCAACAUAUUUAUGUGGUUUAUUUGGUUGCA